This is a messenger RNA of Fusarium mangiferae, 1227 nucleotides long. RefSeq lists its product as uncharacterized. The record is from RefSeq and is a predicted model, not a curated record. The coding region runs from base 1 to 1227 and encodes 408 amino acids. Lineage: Eukaryota; Fungi; Ascomycota; Sordariomycetes; Hypocreales; Nectriaceae. The transcript is spliced from 4 exons.
AUGAAGAAGACUCUGCUUCUUUGUUUUAUUCAUGGUUUCAAGGGCGGCGAGGACACGUUCGGUGUCGAUUAUCAAUUCACCAAGGACCUACGCGAUUUGGUAGGGCAGGCUUUACCAAAGGUUGAUGUUGAAGUGGUAGUCUAUCCCAAAUAUGAGACUCGUGGGGAUUUGGGCAGUUGUGUGAGUCGCUUCCGCGACUGGCUUCAGAACAAGGUCAUCGACAUGGAGGUCGCAGCUGGCACACCGUCGCCAACGAUAGAGCCUUCGGUGCGAACCAUCCUCGUCGGCCAUUCCAUGGGUGGCAUCGUGGCGGCCGAGAUGCUCAUCGGCUUAGCUUCUGAGAAGCCUAUCUACACAGAAGACGGUAUUCAAAAGACCGAGAAACCAACUUUCAAUUCCCUCAUGUUUCCCUACAUCCAAGGUGUUCUCGCCUUUGAUACUCCUUAUCUUGGUAUAUCCCCUGGUGUGGUAGCUCACGGUGCAGAGGAUCAGUACCAAAACGCUGCACAGGCUGUAGGUGCAAUAUCGCAGCUGAGCGGCCUCGGAGCAUCACUCUGGGGCGCCAAAGCAGCAGGCUCCCCUUCAACAUCGCCCGCUCCCCCAAAGAUAGCUGGAGCACUGCCAGCUCCCUCCACAUCUGGUGGCAACUCAUGGCAAAAAUGGGGCAAAAUGGCUAUGUACGCUGGCGCCGCUGGAGCGGUAGCAGCUGGUGGUGCUGCAGCAUGGAUGAAACGCGACCAACUCGGUGAAGGUUGGUCUUGGGCGUCGUCGCAUCUCGAAUUCGUGGGAUGCCUUGCUAGAGGAGAAGAACUGCGCAAACGAGUGGCGUGUCUUCUUCAGUUGCGAGAAGAGUUAGACGUGGGCUUCGCCAACAUAUACACUCGUCUUGGUAAAGCAGCGCCGUCAAAGCAGAUCAACGUUGUUGGUACCGUAUUGGGGCAGGACAGGACAUUUUGCAAUCUUCCCAAAAAGCAGCCUGGGGGGGUGUGGAUGGAAGCCAUCAACAACAAGGCAACGGACGAGGCCGGAGCACAUAUGAAUAUGUUCACGCCGAGAGAAAAUCCCGAGUACAACAGACUGGCACAGGAUGCCACUGAAGUGAUUCGUGGCUGGUUACAGAACGGCUGGUAUGAGACGAGUGCUGAAGAAUCAUUCCUGUUGGAAGACGCACCAUCGACUGAGGACGGCCUUGCGCCCGAGACUCCACAGGUUGAAAAAGCUGUUUAA